Molecule: messenger RNA, 1972 nt
Organism: Erythranthe guttata (spotted monkey flower)
Lineage: Eukaryota; Viridiplantae; Streptophyta; Magnoliopsida; Lamiales; Phrymaceae
Product: Ubiquitin C-terminal hydrolases superfamily protein
Biological process (GO): mRNA processing; protein deubiquitination; spliceosomal complex assembly
Molecular function (GO): cysteine-type deubiquitinase activity; zinc ion binding
Source: RefSeq, a predicted model, not a curated record
AAUUGGAAUAUCGACUUCCAAUUUCGCAAAAUCUCCUCUUCAAUUUAGAUCGAAAUCCACAUAUGAUGUAUCACACCAUUUGUUCUUCAGUAAAUCAUUCUACGCGCAUAGUAGAAGGCUAAAGAAGCGAACCCUAACUUCCAAUUUGGCAUAAUUGCCGUCUCCAAUUUAGGUGGAAAACCCUAGAAAUCCAUGAAAACAAAGCGGGAGGAAUCCGAGAAUGCAGCGGACGAAGAAGAGGCUGCGAAGAGGCAGAAGCUAAUCGACCAGUCAUCCACUCAACUCGCGUUUGAAAACUCGCUGCUACCGCUGGCAUCUUACGAUGACGACGACGAGGAAGAGGAGGACGAUAGGAGAGAGAAAGGUGGAGAUGGACUUGCAAACAAUGGCAGAAAGGCGGAGCAAAAUAGGAGUGCUUAUGAUGAGGAAGAUGAAGACGAUGAUGGAGAAAGUGAACUAGGGCAAGGGAACCGCAGUCGAGCUAUUGAAGUAAGAAGGGACUGCCCGUAUCUUGAUACUGUUAAUAGACAGGUUUUAGAUUUUGACUUUGAGAAAUUUUGCUCGGUAUCUCUUUCAAACUUGAAUGUCUAUGCCUGUUUAGUCUGUGGGAAGUAUUUUCAAGGAAGAGGACAGAAAUCUCAUGCAUAUACUCACAGUCUUGAAGCGGACCACCAUGUCUACAUUAAUCUUCGAACAGAGAAAGUUUAUUGUCUUCCAGACGGAUAUGAAAUUAUUGACCCGUCUUUGGAUGACAUUCGGCACGUACUCAAUCCAAGGUUUGCAAGAGGGCAAGUUGGUCAAAUUGACCAGAAUCGGCAGUGGUCAAGGGCACUUGAUGGUUCCGAUUACCUUCCUGGAAUGGUGGGGUUGAAUAACAUCAAAGAAACUGAUUUUGUCAAUGUGACCAUUCAAUCUUUGAUGCGUGUUACUCCCUUGAGGAACUUUUUCCUCAUCCCUGAGAAUUAUGCCCACUGCAAAUCCCAACUUGUUCUUCGAUUUGGAGAGCUAGCGCGAAAGAUAUGGCAUGCCAGGAACUUCAAAGGACAGGUGAGUCCACACGAGUUUUUGCAGGCGGUUAUGAAAGCUAGUAAGAAACGUUUCCGAAUAGGGGCACAAUCGGAUCCAGUUGAGUUUAUGUCAUGGCUUCUUAACACACUGCAUGGGGAUCUUAAAAGUUCAAUAAAGGGUAGAAGCAUCAUUCACCAGUGCUUUCAGGGUGAAUUGGAGGUCGUAAAAGAGAUCCAUGGUGACAGUGGAAAUGGUAUGGAGACAAGUAGAAUGCCUUUUUUAAUGCUUGGAUUAGACUUGCCACCUCCUCCACUGUUCAAGGACAUCAUGGAGAAAAACAUUAUUCCACAGGUUCCACUUUUCAACAUAUUGAAGAAAUUCGAUGGGGAGACUGUGACUGAAGUUGUCCGCCCUCGUAUAGCAAGGAUGAGAUAUCGUGUCACGAGGUUGCCUAAGUAUCUUAUUCUCCACAUGCGUCGCUUUACAAAGAACAACUUUUUUGUGGAGAAAAAUCCUACUCUAGUCAAUUUCCCCGUGAAGAAUCUUGAAUUGAAGGAUUACAUCCCUCUGCCUGCCCCAGUUGAGAAUCGAAGGCUGCGAUCAAAGUAUGAUUUGAUUGCCAAUAUCGUUCACGAUGGUAAGCCAGGGGAAGGAUCAUACAGAGUGUUUGUGCAGCGAAAGUCAGAAGAACUAUGGUACGAGCUCCAAGACCUUCACGUGUCCGAGACUUUGCCUCAGAUGGUUGCACUGUCGGAGACAUACAUGCAGAUAUAUGAGCAGCAGCAGUAAUGGCAAUUUUGUGUUUAUUUGUUUCUUCGGUGCUCAUGAAUUAUGCUAGAAGUAUUUUUGUGUAGGAAUUAAAUAUUUGUUGUGAUAUACAGUGUGAAACCAGUAAAUGUAUGGAACUGGUCACAACCUUGAGAAUUAUAUACAGGAAAAUAUCUCGACUGAAAAAUUCUAGAAA